AUUUCCCAUAGUGUAAGCAUAUAUUUAUUCUACAGAAGUUUUUGGAAUGAAAUGAUGAAACGGGGGUGUGUCUUUUCGAAGAAACUGUAAAGAAAUACGCCCCGUGUAAUUUACUGCCAAAGAAACUGCGUCUUACGACAACGACCGACCGAUACUAUCUGAUAACACAUUUUAGCUCUGUGGUUAUGUCUUAUGAUUUAGGUUAAAGGUAGAUUGCUGUUUUUUUCAAUUAAAUCUAAGAAUAAGUCUAUCUCAUUGUUAUUUCGGUUUCUUAAAUUUCGUGGAUUUGUAUUUGAAACGGCAUGAUGUUGGCUUUUUGUGGUUCAUUGAUAUUCUUGAUGGUUUUGGUCACGGCGGUUUCCACACUGGUUCCGCCUCCAGAAAAUGUGACAGUGAGCUGUAACAACUUACAGACAACUGUUGAUUGGAACCACAGUGAACUGCUUCGUCGACCUCUCUUCAAAUUGAAAAUAACUGGUGAUCACAGUUCGUGGGAGAAUUCCACUAAACAGCAUCAUUAUGACCUCUCCCCCUUGAUGUGGAAUGCUAAAGAACUGGAUCGCUACUUUGUGAAGAUAACGGCCAUUGAUGAAAUGGAGGAAUCAGCAUCUCAGAAGUCCUCGAUAUUCACAUUUAAUAGAUACCUUACAGCUGACAUCCACUGCAAGUUGGAUUUCCCUGCUGUAAAAGUGUCAAUGAAAGAUAUGAAGGUCACAGUGAGCUUCGACAACCCUUACCACCUGUACACAGAACUGAAAGAGUCUCGCAUGGGUGAAGAUGACAAACGCUUCCUAUCCCGAGUAACCUAUGAAAAUACUAAUCACACGUUUGAGUGCCAGUUAGAAGACGAAGUCUGCCAUCAUCACUUCACAGUCCUGGGGAACAAGGAGAAGUACUGUGUUAGUCUGGAGGGGAAUGCAAUGGGCCACCGAGUUAUGUUCAACAGAAAAGGGCCCAUCUGUGUCAAUGAAGAGAAAACAAUUUCACUGGAAUCAUUUUUGCCAUUUAUCAUCAUUGGCAUUGUGGCCUUUGUAGUCUUUGUGACAAUAAGGCUCUGCAAGAGAAGCAUGCGGAAAAGAAACUUGUCCAAUUUACCAAAGACUUUGGCUUCAACCUUAUCAAACCCACACAAGAAUAUAAUGGACCUGCCAUUUGAGAUCAUAGCGCACAUCAGUGGCAUAGAACCAGUUACCACCACAUCCCAGAGCCUGUUGGAAACUUCAGAAGAGGAGGAGGAACCGGUUGAGAGUCCGACCACUAGCGUUGGAUUUUCGGCUAACCCCUUUAGUUCUGGGCAGGUGGGAGAGGGCUUAUCGGACAGCAGGAGCCAAUUACGGACUGAGCUUCAGGUGACACAGCCACGCUCUGUGCUGCUGUGUGGAGAUGACUCCGAGGAAUCAGAGGACAUGGAUUCCACAGCUUCUGGCUAUGACAGACGACACAUUCCUCUACAAGAGGUGGAGGUGGAGAUGAGUGCAGGAGAUGUAGUGGUGGGCUAUGGCCCCACCUGAGCACCUCUGAACUCGGGCCUCUGUAAAAAUAAAAAAAAAAAAAAAACUUUCACUGGAUGGAUUAAGAACAAUGACAUUUGACUUCCCAGAACUGGUUUACCUAGGUACACUGAUACACUGUCAUGCCUAACUGAUGUUCAAUCAUGUCCUCAUUGGUGCAGCUCUUCAUUCAAAGACUCAAUCAUGGACACGCUUACUGAGGUGUGGCUGCUUCGCGUGAUGUAUUGUCUCUACCUUCUUGCCCUUUGUGGUAUUGUCUGUGUAAUAAUGUUUUGCGGCUACCAUGUCAUGUGUUGCUGCCAUGCUAUGUUGUCGUCUUAGGUCUCUCUUUAAGUAGUGUUGCGGUGUCUCUUGUCAUGAGUUCUGUCCUAUAUUUUUAUUUUAUAUUUUGUAUUUUUAAUCCCAGCCCCCUUCCCUGCAGGAGGCCUUUUGAUAGGUCGUCAAUAUAAAUAAGAAUUUGUUCUUAACUGACUUGCCUAGUUAAAGGUUAAAAAAAAUAAGUAGAGAAAUGUUUAUGAAUUUUUGUACAUUUUAUUUUUAACUUUUUUUUAACAAGGCAAACCCUAACCCGGACGAUGCUGGGCCAACUGUGCACCACCCAAGGGGACUCCCGAUCACAUCCGGUUGUGAUACAGCCUAGAAUCGAACCAGGGUCUGUAUUGACGCCUCUAGCACUGAGAUGCAGUGCCUUAGACCGCUGUGCCACUCGGGCUGACUCAGAGAACAGUGACAAAGUGCUCAAAGCCUCCCAGAUGGCAGGCAGUUAUACACCUGUACCACUCUUUCCACCUGAGCCAUUUAAGGAUAACAAUGGGGAUCUCUGACAACACUGGCCAACCUGUCAUAGUGGAUUUACGACCAGCUUUAUUUACGUCAACCACUCUUCCAUGAAAAUAUGACCUUGUGGAUCAACGGCACUAAAGAUGUAGGAUAAAAUACACCAAAUACUAUGUAUCCAAGCUAACCGACUAGGCUGUGAGAUGCAAGGCAAAUAUCACCCACGACAUUGGCCGUCCACUGAAGUUGCAUCAAUUUCUUUCAAUGUUUACCAAAGCUUCAGGCCAACUGCCAUGAACCUGGUUAGAUAAUGAUUGCCACUCUGUAUAAUGUUAUUUUCUGUUGUAUUUCUGUUUUUAAUGGUCCCUGGGAGAUUUCUGUAAGUCUAUCGCCAGUUCAAAUCUGUGUGCUGAACUAAUCUUCAGUAAAAAUUAUUUUGGGUGG
Messenger RNA from Oncorhynchus gorbuscha (pink salmon), 2732 nucleotides. RefSeq names its product interferon gamma receptor 1-like. The transcript has 7 exons. The record is from RefSeq and is a predicted model, not a curated record. Gene Ontology annotation, molecular function: protein binding. The coding region runs from base 303 to 1511 and encodes 402 amino acids. Lineage: Eukaryota; Metazoa; Chordata; Actinopteri; Salmoniformes; Salmonidae.